This is a messenger RNA of Centropristis striata (black sea bass), 8139 nucleotides long. RefSeq names its product DENN/MADD domain containing 1B (gene dennd1b). NCBI's taxonomy places the organism in Eukaryota, Metazoa, Chordata, Actinopteri, Perciformes, Serranidae. The record is from RefSeq and is a predicted model, not a curated record. Gene Ontology annotation, cellular component: cytosol; nuclear speck; intracellular membrane-bounded organelle. The transcript is spliced from 23 exons. Bases 223 to 2844 code for a protein of 873 amino acids. Gene Ontology annotation, biological process: endocytic recycling; endocytosis. Gene Ontology annotation, molecular function: phosphatidylinositol phosphate binding; guanyl-nucleotide exchange factor activity.
GUGGGAAAUAAACGCCGUGGUGCUGAACUGGGGAUUACAUUAAAAACGGCAACAGGGACGGCACCAACUACUACACUGUCCCACCCCCGGAGCUUGCGGUCGCGACAGCUUUCGGCCGGUGUCAGAUAAGGCAGAAGAAGUGACGAGGUGGAAAUAUUGUCGGACAGUGAAGCAGCCAGAGCCGCAGACAGCACGGAGUUGUCGCGAUGUUGUAGCUAAACCAUGGACAGCAGAAUAAAGGAGAAUCCAGAAAGAACAUUUGAUCUGGUUGUACAGGUGGCAUGUCCAACAUCUGAAAAUGAGGAUCCAACCGUGCUGUGGAGCUUCCCCCAGGACCACACCGACCAGGAGGUCCUUCAGACGAUACCAAAGUUCUGCUUUCCUUUUGACGUGGAAAGGGUUUCCCAGAAUCAGGUGGGGCAGAACUUCACCUUUGUGCUGACGGACAUCGACAGCAAACAGAGGUUUGGUUUUUGUCGACUCACUCAAGGCUGCCGGGUCUGCAUAUGUCUGCUCAGCUAUCUACCAUGGUUUGAAAUCUACUACAAGCUGCUAAACACUCUGGCAGACUAUCUAACGAAACAACAGGAAAAUGACUUGAAUGACAUGCUGAAUUCUCUCUAUGAUCUGCCUGUGCCAAAGCCCUUCACGCCAGUCAACCUGAGUGUGAAUGAGCAGUUGUAUAUUGCCACUGGGCAAGUACUGAGAGAUCGGCGAAGCAAGGAGCCGCACUCCUACUUCAUCGCCCCGGAUAUCAAUGGACUGCCAACCAUCCCUGAGAGCAGGAACCUGACAGAGUACUUUGUGGCUGUGGACGUCAACAACAUGCUCCAGCUCUACGCCAGUAUGCUGCAUGAACGGCGCAUCAUCAUUACCUCAAGCAAGCUUAGCACUUUAACUGCAUGUGUCCACGGUGCGGCUGCUCUGCUCUUUCCGAUGUACUGGCAGCACAUCUUCAUCCCCGUUCUGCCCCCGCAUCUUCUGGACUACUGCUGUGCCCCCAUGCCAUACUUUGUGGGAGUUCAUCUCAGUCUGCUGGAGAGAGUACGCAGUCGAUCACUGGAGGAUGUGGUCAUUCUGAAUGUGGACACCAACACCCUGGAGAGUCCCUUUGAUGACCUGCACAACCUGCCCAGUGAUGUGGUGUCCUCUCUGAAAGGCAAGCUGAAGAAGCAGUCGACAGCAACAGGAAGUGGUGUGGCGAGGGCCUUCAUGAGAGCGCAGGCCGCUCUGUUUGGAUCCUACAGAGAUGCCCUCCGAUAUAAACCUGGGGAGCCAAUCACUUUCUGCGAGGAGAGCUUUGUGAACCAUCGAUCGAGCACCAUGAGGAACUUCCUGUCCAUGGCCGCCAACCUGCAGCUCUUCAAACAGUUCAUCGACGGACGGCUGGCCAAAUUGAACGCAGGCCGUGGCUUCUCCGACGUGUUUGAAGAGGAGAUCACAGAGGGGGGCUUCUGUGGAAGUAAUUCAAGGUCUUACCAGCAGUGGAUGCACACUGUAAAGAGAGGAGGAGCACUCAUCAACACAGCUGUGACUAAAGCCAAGAGUCAUGCCAAGAGGGGCAUCCGGGACAUUAAGGGCAGACUGAAAGCAAGGGAAGAAGAAGAAGAGGGGAUGAUGGUCUGCGCGGGGUCUCCCACCAGCACCAAGAGCCUGUCUCCAAGGAGACUGCAGAAGAUGAGACGGCAAAACUUCAACAAGUAUCCCCUGAGCAUGGGCCCUCGAGAUCUUGGCUACGGACUCGAUGAUGAUGAGCUGGACAGUGCAAGCAAGAUCUCCUCGGAGGACAGCGGGGACCCUUUGUACAUCGAGGACAGUGACGACUCAUACUCACUAGAACUCGACAUGGACUCGUCCCGCUCGGGCCAGAUGAACCUGCUGGAGGAAAUCCUGGACUCUCUGCACACCUCGACGGUGGAGCAGGGAAAACUCAGCGCCGCUAAGAGUCUGGACUUCUUUAGGUCCAUGGAUGAUUUGGACUACACGGUCCCGAAAAAGCCCACACCAUCCAGCGACUCUCACCCUGCAGAUGAGAGUGGCUGCGGCAGCGGCGGGGAUCAAGGCGGCUGGAAUAUGGGCCAGGACGACAGCGCGGUCCAUGGAAAACACCUUCCCCCGUCCCCACGCAGACAGCCCAACAAGAUGAGCCUGAAGAAACCCGCAACUGCUCCCGCGAUGCCCGUCAUCACAGCCACCCCCGCAGCCCAGGAGGCCGACAUCUCCAGCUCACAUCCUCAUCAGAUCAACUCUGACCCUCACCCUCUACCUCCAGGGCGACAACCAGGAGACCGCCUCUCCUACUCGCCCUCACUGUCCCAUAGAGUGACACCACCAUCUCCCAUUCUCUCUCACACUUACAGUUCUCCUGCGUCCGUCUCUCACCCAAACUAUUCUCCCGUACCAGCAGGCAGGUCUCGGACCAUAUCGGACCCCCAAGGCAACCCAGAGCCUCCUCAGGCCCAGAACAACACUGCCUCCACCAGCAUCCUGAGGAGGAAGGUGCUGUCCAAGGAGACCGUGAGGCACUACCAGGAGAAGGCCCUCCAGAGGCAGGGCAGCAAGGGCCACCAGGAGGGUCAGGAGAGCCCGCCGAGGCAAAGCCAGUCAGCUAUGCAGGUCCCGUGGGAAAAAGAGGUGUCCAAGGAGGGGCUCCUGGGGCUCGGCCUGUGCCUGGGUCAGGGUAAAGGCUCAGGGCCGGCUGUGGUGCAGGAUCAAGGCCUCCUGGAGGAGAUUGAGUCCAUGUGUUGCCUCAGCUCAGUCAUGCACACCAGCCUGCACCUCUCACAGGUUCACUGCAACAACAGUCACCACCAGGUCCAGAGCAAAGCCACAGACGAAUCGUAGGGACGUCAAAGACUCUGUAAAAAUGCCAUAGGUUCUACUGAAAUCUAUUCACUGUAACUCUUCUAUUACAACUAGCCACAGUCUCAGAGAACUGGACCUUUUUUUAGCUCAACACUCAGUUAUCAGGAAACAUUAUAAACAAAAAAUGAUGUCGUACGGCCAGACACAAAUAGGGAGGCACAGCCUCCAGAGCAGGAAGCAGCAAGAGAUGAAUGUUGCACGACACAACUCUCCACCAUUGGAGAUAUUUCUGUGUAAAAUAGAGCCCUAAAAACCUUUUAUGUUCUGAAAACAAGUGAAAAAAUCUGCCGGUUUAGUAAGAAUGUUUCAACCUGUUUCCCGUAUAUGUGAACUUGUUUCUUGAAAUGAACGUUUGAAUCUUGAAAAAAAAAAAACAAUUCUAAAAAAAGGCUUCUACUUCAUUGAGGAAAACACUUUGUUGUUUGGGUUUUUUAACGUUGGGUUGUAUAAGCUGCUUACUCAUAGUAUUAUCUACAGCAGAUGGCAGGGGGGCAGCAGCAGUAAAUUUCAGCCACCUAUAAAAAUCUAUAUGAGUUUAAGUGUAUUUCCACCACUUCACCGUGCCAUCACACAGCUCUGUUUAAGUUUACACGGGGUGACUGUUGCUGUAAUCUGUGCUCUCUUCAAAGCCACCAGACUCCAUUGACGAAAACAGUAAUUUUACCUCACAAAAACACAGGAGUUGCUGUACUGCUGUAGCCUCAAUCGGUUAGUUUGUGUUAUUGUGCGACUUUGGUCUUUUAAAGGGCAGCAGUAGAUCAGCAACUCCCAUGUUUUGCAAGGUAAAAUUACUGGUUUUGUCAAUGGAGUCUGGCAGCUUUGUACUGUUCUGUAAUAAUACACUGGCUGUGUAUAAGUACCUCAUACAACCCCAUUUCAAAAAUCUAAACUAGUCCUUCAAAAUAGUUUGAUUUACAACUGAAACAAGUUAAAAUAAUCUCACUGUAGUGGCAGAUUUUGGUACUUUUCCUCUGAAUUGGAUACGCUGAAAAACAACAUGGUAGUUUAUAAAGGUUUAAUUUCUUAAAACAAGUUGAUAAUCUUGUAAACUGAUGGAGCAACACUUUAAAAACACAAACUGUGGCCACAGUUUUAAGAUUAUGUUUGUUUUUGGAAUGCAGCAAGAUUUUUCACUUGUCUUAAGAAAAUACAACUUCAUAAACUAAAUUUAAAAGUUACAAAGGAGACUUGAUUAGGAUAUUGCAGUACGGGUAACGUGUAUUUCAUCUUGUAACAUUUUCACAUUGUCAUAUCAGAAAAAAGAACAAUGAAUUACAUUUUUGGGUAAAAUACAGGAAGCCAACCGGUAAUGGAGGAAUUUUCCAUCUUCACUAAAAGGAAUAAGAAAAAAAUGUCUGUUUUCGAGGAUAAAGAAGGGAGGAUAUCUCUUCAACGCAUCAAGAUGUCUUUUACUCACAGUGUUCCAAACAUUUCACGUAAUCAAGGUAAAUUUGCAUUUAAGAUUAACUAAUUGUACUCAGUCUUGACCACCUGGUACUAAAAUUAACUGAGCAAAAACAACAAAGUGAGAAAGGAUUUUCCAAAGUCCGCUCUGGCUUUUGAAACUAAUUAUACACUGUGUAAUAUUGUGUAAUAUGUUUUUUAUCACCAUGCCUUAAAUGGACAUGUGAUUUGUUUUUUAUGCUCUGGUGUCUUAAUCUACAGAUAUCAUACAGGUACUUUGUAAUCAGAAUCUCUGAUACUCUCAGAUCUUAAAUGCAACAGUUGGUAGUACUUAAACAGCACUGUAUUCCUCUGGAUUAAUAGAAUAGUUAAUAUAUAUGAUGUGCUUUAAACUGCUGUUUUUAAAUAGCAUUCCAGAUUAUGAGAUGUGCAUGUAGAAACCUCUCAGUCUCUUUUUCCUGUGUUCCUCAGGACACUUAUGUCAUUCUGAAGAGAAACAAAUAUAGUUCAAAGUUAAAGUGGACCAUUUGAAAGUGCUGGUAUAAAUACUCCUUUCCCUUUUUCUUUCUCCAUCAUCAUCACUCUUCUCCUCAUGUUUUCUCUCCUUAUUUUCUGUCUUGGAGUCCUUUCAGCACAUCUGAACCUCACUCUCGACCUUAAAAAAUGGUGGCCAGUUGUUGCAUCACUAAUAUAGUUUGGAGUGUUUGUGGAAAAUAUUUACUUUGUAGGAAAAGGCUGGUGAUAUUCUAUGUUUUCCAUAUUGUGAACAACUCACAUUGUGUAGCUGCCCUCAAGUUAUGGGUCCUGAGAGGCAAGUGAGAAAAUAAUUAUCUGAUGUGAUCUUAAUUUUUUUUUAAUGUCCUUUGUUUGAGUUAAAGGCGGGUUAAAAAGAAAGUUUUGGCUUCAGUUUUCCAGUUGCUUGUUGUUGUAAUAUUCAUUUUGGCCACAAGAGGCUGAGGUGCACCACUAUCCCCUUGCUCUAAAGUGAGCUUGUGUUUUAUUCCAUGGGAGUUUUAAUUUCUCCACACACAAUAUAACACACUAUAUGAACAUGCAUGAACAAAAACUCACCUGGAAAAAAACACAAUAAGUCCACUGUAGAGCAUGCGGUAGUUGUGCAUCUCAGCCUCUUGUGGACAAAGAAAUUCAUAGCCAAAACUUUUUUUCCUCUUGUUUUCAGAGAUGGAAACACUUGGCAUUUUUUUUUUUUUACCUCAAGAUUCAAGAUUAACUUUAAUGUUACACAAUGUAGAGAACAAUAUUCCACACAUAUAUUUUAUUCUUUAAAACUCUUGAUGUACGAAAAACAUAGGUAACUUAUUCAAAUUAAUAUUUUUUUCCACCUGCUCUUAAGUCAUAAACACAGGAGAGAAAACAGUUUGGAUCAGACUUGUGUUUUUUUUCUCACUUGCCUCUCAGGGCUUCCAUACAAAUCCCAUUCAUGAAGAAUGGGCCAUAAAUGUGCAGCUGAGGUUUUAAAAAAGACGAAUUGGAACUGUAGCUUUAAGCAAAUGUAAGUAUAUAGUGCAUUUGCUGGGGACAUAUUUCCUGUUUGAAGGACAAAUUAAUCUUCCUGUCUUUCCCAUUAUUUGUCAAUAUUAAGAGAAAUAUAAAAUAGCACCAGACUUUUUCACAUAACACAUUCCUUCUUUCUGUUUGUCUCCUCUUUGCUCACAGGAGGAAAUUCAAUCUGUGUCCUUCUCGGUUAGAGUCCCACACUGUGACGUAAAGCAGUGGUUGAUGAUUGUACUGUAAUGAAGCAAUACGGUUCUCCUCAGAGAGUAGCUACAUGGAUGUAAUGUGUACAGAGUCUAAAGUAUUUCUAAAACAGACUCUCCCAUGGAGAGAAACGCCACGUCCAGAGAUUGUGGGUUCCCAUCAUUUUCUGCGUCGCCACAAACUCGGAGAAAAGAAGAAAGCUUUUUCAUGUGCUUGUGUUUGGGAUUAUUACAUUUAUGGUUCGUUGUUCUUAUGAUUUAUGCCAGACGCCAGUCGGUGUGGCAGUUUAAUAGCAGCUAUUUCUCCGCUUUUUGAGUGCUGCUCUGCGUUAACGAUUUGCUCAUAAAGUCUUUGGCGUGCGUCUAAAAGCCCAGGAAUCAGUCCUAGUAAUUCCAAAAAGGAGGGAGGGAAAAAAACAGACUCCAGAACAAUCUCUGCACUGGCCUUAUUCAAUAUAAACACUUUAAAACACUUAUUUACUAUGCAAAUAUUUAAAAUGAUCAAAAAGAGGUCAGUUUUAUUUAACAUUAAUUUACUAUAAUGCACGAUUCUACUUGAAAAAUAAUCACAAUCAGUCUAGUUUCUAGGUGGAGUGAGCCUCAUGUGUCCCUCCAUAAGUAUAUAAAUAAGAAAGUCUAUUUAACUGUGUGUCUGUGACAGAAUGGUGUGCCUUAUACAAGAGUCCCACCCAGUGUAAUCAGAGGAAGGUACAGUAUUAUAGAAAGGAGGUUUAUGCAAUGUUUUCAGACCACCUUAAAUCACAGUGAGGAACAUUGAGCAUUAUAUUUAUAUGAUCAAAAGACCUGAAAUGAACUUGGGUUCUAGCAUUGUUUUUAUAGCUGUUUUUGUUUUUUAGUUUCGGCUGCAGUCCAGCUGGAGUCACUCAGUGUGUUUUGUUUUUUUUUCUUUGCUGCAGCCGACGGUGGGAAUCUUCCUGCCUCUAUUUAAUAGAAGAUCUCUGGGUUUUACUUUUUUGUAAAUUAGCUUCUUUCUUUGAUCAUACUUCUCGUGAUUUCUUGUAUAGUUAGUGUUCCUUUUGUUUCCUCUUCAAAAAAAACACAGACACACUCACUCUGAGCUAACUGCAUUUAAAGACGUUCCUCAGAGGAGUUUUUUUUUUUUCUCUAGUUGAUUUCAAAUGGAUGACAAAAUUAUUUUCAACUGAAUAGACGUGUAUUUUUGCUGGCUUGAGUUUAUUUUACAUGGAUAAUAUAUAUGAUUGCUGUUGUAUGUUAUAAAAAAAGAAAAGAAAAAGAAAAAAAGACACCUAAUAUUUGAAUGUUUUAGAUUUUAUUUUUGGAAGAAAAAAAAUGAUAGAGAGAAUAUUAACAAAAGUCCCAUGUAGCCAUUAAUGUUCAGAAGCAUUUGACACCUUCUCAUCAGAAUAAGCAGAGUGGCGCUUGCUUGUACAUGGUACAAUGCUCAUUGUUGUAUCUGCAUGUAUGUACCUGUCGGUGUUGUAUGCUAUGAUUUUUAUUUGUUUUUGUUUAGUUUAAUUCUGUUGGUAUUAAUGAAUUAUUAUUUCAGUAUUCCGUGCUUCCAUCGAAUUGAAAAUUAUGGAAAUACUCUCAUUCUGCCUUUCAUUGGGAAUUGUAGAGUUAUAAGUCAUCUGCCUUGUAUUUUAUGGAGAAGUAAACAUUUCUACUUUGGUUACUGGCUGCUGUAAAUCUAACCAUUGAGGUUUGUGGGAGGAAAUACUUUGUUAUUUAGUAACAAAGAAAUUAUGAUUUGCAUUUCAAUGUCUGCAGGCUUGUGAUUACUAAAUAGAGUGUAGAGUAAUCAAUAAAAAUGAAGUAUAAUUGUCCUGAAAUUACAAAUUUGGAGUGGGAGGUGACAGAUUAUGUAGCAGCGCUUACUGGGGUACUAUGAGACGACUCAACUUUACACUUCCCCUUAACCACGCAUUUAAAAACAUAUUUCAGUGUUGUGACAACUUUGGACGAGUUACAGUAAGUUUUUUUGGGGGUAUUGUGAUGGUGAUCAACUCAUUUUCUGAUUCUGUGCACACUUGCAUGUUCUCAUUGCAGAGAAAACAACUGUAUUAAACAACUGAGGUCAAUCUAAUGUGCUAUUGAUGAGUAACUUGGUACAACUGCACACAAUGUAUGCACUGUGAACUAAAAAUAAAUUAUACUGUUUCAUGCUUAUGCA